Molecule: messenger RNA, 2366 nt
Organism: Drosophila takahashii
Lineage: Eukaryota; Metazoa; Arthropoda; Insecta; Diptera; Drosophilidae
Gene: Smvt
Product: Sodium-dependent multivitamin transporter
Biological process (GO): sodium ion transport; transmembrane transport
Cellular component (GO): membrane
Molecular function (GO): symporter activity
Source: RefSeq, a predicted model, not a curated record
CGGAUGACUGGCGGGUUCUCAGCAGGAUUGUAAUGGUGAUAUCAAUGUAAACACACAGCUUCUCUACUUGGAUGACAGCGAAAACAAUGAAUGACAUUACGCAAUCUCAGGCAAGUCAGGAGCUCUUAUCGCACUCCCGCUGGGAGGAGGAGGAAUUGAUAGAGGGGUCUUAAGAUCCUAGAUAGAUAAUACCACCAUCUGAUAAGGUCGUACGCGAGAGCGCCGUCGAUAGAUAAUAUUUAGAGCGGGCAAUUCCGGAGAUAAUCUGGAACCCAGAACCUUAUAUAAAGACGGAUCCGUGGCCGUGAUGAGCUUAAUCGUGAUUCUCCGCUGCCGGGAGCCGGAAAGUGAAUACUAAUUAGUGUGGUUCCAGUGAUUCGAGGAUUCCUCCCAAAAAUGUCCUCGCUUUUGAACGCCACCAUUGUGGCAACCGCUGCCACCGUUGUGGCUCCCGACUCCCAGUUCAUUUUCAACUCCACGGACUACGCCGUUUUCGCCCUGAUGCUGAGCAUCUCCGCCGCCAUCGGAGUUUACUUUGGAUUCUUCGCCACGGGUGCGGACACCACGGAGGAGUAUCUGAUGGGCGGCAAGCGGAUGAAGACGAUUCCCAUUGCCAUCUCCCUGGUGGCCAGCCAAUUGUCGGCCAUCUCCAUCAUGACCAUUCCGGCGGAAAUGUAUGCCUACGGAAUCAAUUGGUUUUUCAAUGUGGUUUGCAUGAUUGUAGUGGUUCCCCUGCUAAAUUACGUGGUGAUCCCUGUCUUCUAUAACAACAAUAUCACAAACUGCUACGAGUACUUGGAAAUGCGUUUCUGCCGGGAGGUGCGCGUGAUGCAGACUUUCAUCUUUAUAAUGACCAUGUUCUUCAUGCUGCCCAUCUUUAUUUUCCUGCCUUCACUGGCUUUUGCUCAAGUGACUGGAUAUAAUGUGCACAUCAUCAACACCGUUGUCUGCAGCAUCUGCGUAUUCUACACCAUGUUUGGAGGAAUCAAGGCCGUAGUAUGGACCGAUGUCAUCCAAGCUGCCAUUAUGGUGGUUUCAGUCGUUCUGGUGGGCGUUAUGGGCGCCAAUCGAGUGGGUGGCCUCUCCGAAGUCCUGCGCAUUGCGGGUGAGGGUGGACGACUGGACAUCAACUACAACUUCGAUCUGACCACGCGCUCCACCAUCUGGAACAUCUUCGCAUCGGCAACGAUUAUGUGGUCUGGCUACGUGGGUCUCAACCAGAGCUGCGUCCAGCGAAUUGUCUCCCUGCCAUCGCUGGGUCACGCCAGGCGAUCCCUGGUGCUCUUCGGCUUCGGCUUCAUCCUGAUCAUGUUCUUCAACUGCUUCACGGGCAUUGUGAUCUACUCGCGCUUCCACGACUGCGAUCCCAUUGAGUCGGGCCAUGUCUCCAAGGUGGACAAGAUGGUUCCCUACUUCGUCCAGGACACCGUGGGCCAUUUGUGGGGCAUGCCGGGUGUCUUCAUCUCCUGCGUGUUCAGUGCUGCCCUCAGCACCUUGUCCGCCAGCAUCAAUUCCUUGGGCGGAGUGGUGUACUUCGACUACAUUAAGCCCCACAUUCGACACACGGAGCACCGGGCCAAUGUGAUCAUGAAGCUGUUUGUUCUCUUCGCCGGAAUCUACUGCAUCUUUGGUGGCAUGGUGGUGGAGAACUUCAACUCGAUUCUGCAGGUGAUCUAUUCGAUUGGAGGCGUUAGCUUUGGUUCUACAUGCGGUGUUUUCAUGCUGGGAAUGUUAAUUCCAAAGUCCCAUAGCAAGGCCGCCUUGACUGGAGUGUUGGCUAGCAUCGUCUGCAUGGCUUCCAUUGUGAUUCUCAGCUGGGGUCGCAACCACUACGAUCCUCUGCCCACUAGCACCGCUUCCUGCCCAGCUACAUCUUUAAAUGGAACCCUUACCAGCACAGCUUCCACCCUGCUACUAAAUUCCACAACAGAGGCACCUGUGAAAGACGAGGGAUUCAGCAUUCUGGAUCUCACUUUCAACUUGUACACCGUGAUGGGCUUCGUCAUCACCUGGCUGGUGGCCAUUCCCCUGAGCUACAUCCUGAAGCCCAGAUCCGAUUACAAACUAGAUCCCAAGCUUCUGUCGCCCGUGGUGCAGCCCUUCGUCCACUACAAACCAACUCCAACGGAAGAGCCCCACCAGCUGAAGCUAGAGAAGCCCGAAAAGGUCUAAAGGAUAACUGGGCCACCUAUUCAGGAUAAGAUAUGCUUUAUAAGCAUAGAUAUAUUAUAAGAUAACCUCACUAAAAAGCAAAGCUUUCUUAAAUCUGUUUACUGUAUUGUCGAGUCCUUAAAUGUUAACUUAAUUUUUGUUAAUUUAAUCACUACAUAAAAUAAAGCUUAUUGAGUAGAUUACUUUUGUUGAAA